Molecule: messenger RNA, 258 nt
Organism: Iphiclides podalirius (scarce swallowtail)
Lineage: Eukaryota; Metazoa; Arthropoda; Insecta; Lepidoptera; Papilionidae
Source: the annotation of a GenBank genome assembly
AUGCUCGAAAACGCUUACAUCAGAGAGAGCCGCGUACCACUAGGCGGUUUCGCGGCUGCUUGGGCGGCGGACUUGGGCGGGCGGUGGGGAGUUGGGGACCCGUCCCGACACCGUCAGUCGCGACGAGUCCGCCGCGCGUGGUGGACGUCGCCGCAGCGUCACGCGCCCGCCUUCGCCAAGGUGCGCGAUCGCGAACGCGCUGCGCUACGCUCGGUUUCGGUGUUUAUGUGGGGCGACGAUAACCGCGGCAUGCACGAG